This is a messenger RNA of Bactrocera tryoni, 2482 nucleotides long. It is a transcript of the gene ABCD, whose product is annotated as ATP-binding cassette sub-family D member. Lineage: Eukaryota; Metazoa; Arthropoda; Insecta; Diptera; Tephritidae. Gene Ontology annotation, cellular component: peroxisomal membrane. The record is from RefSeq and is a predicted model, not a curated record. Bases 1 to 2349 code for a protein of 782 amino acids. Gene Ontology annotation, biological process: long-chain fatty acid import into peroxisome; peroxisome organization; very long-chain fatty acid catabolic process. Gene Ontology annotation, molecular function: ATP binding; long-chain fatty acid transmembrane transporter activity; ABC-type transporter activity. The transcript is spliced from 9 exons.
AUGCAAUUCCUGAUUAUGCCACUGCGAGUGCAAUCCAUUUCUGCAUUCGAAUGGACGCCAGUAUCAAAUUCAUCAGGAAUUUUCGAAACAGCGGCAAAAAUAAAAGGAGCAUAUGUAAUCUUUUUUAAUUACUACAUUAACAAAAUGGCUAUUUUUUCAAAAUACAUUGAUCUAGCGAUGCAGAAAUACGACGAAAAUGGUUUAUCGAAAACCACAAUCAGUAGAGUGAUACUCUGCGCGGCAGUCUGUGCCUAUACUUUUAAGACUACAUAUCCUUUAUUUGGAAAGCAGUUUGUGAAUAAGAAUAACGUUGAAGACGCAUACAAAAAUAAUAAUAGAACUUCAUAUAUGGAACUAAAUGAUCAUAUAGUUAAUACUACGGUGAAUGAAGAUUCCAAAUUGGCUGAAGCAGAAAAAUUGAUUAUAGCAAAACAAUUGAAACAGAAAUCUUUACAUAUAGAACCUGGCCUUAACGAAGAAUUCGUUCUGCAACUAAGAAAGCUCAUAAAAAUUAUAGUACCAAAAGUGUUAUGUUACGAAAGCGGCCUAUUAAUAGUUCAUACUUUAUGUUUAAUAUCUAGAACAUUUUUAUCAAUUUAUGUUGCUGCUUUGGAAGGUGCCAUCGUGAAAUUUAUAGUACGGAAGGAUUUGAAGCGGUUUGUCAUAGUACUUUUAAAAUGGUUUGGAAUAGCCAUACCAGCUACAUUCAUAAACUCAAUGAUAAGAUUUCUGGAAAGCAAGCUUUCAUUAGCAUUCAGGACUAGAUUGGUGCGACACUCAUAUCGUUUAUAUUUCAAGAAUCAAAAUUAUUAUCGGGUUUCUAAUUUGGAUGGACGAAUAGAAAACGCUGAUCAUAGAUUAACAGAGGACAUAGCAAUAUUUUCUACCUCAGUAGCACAUCUAUAUAGUAGUGUUACGAAGCCAUGCUUUGACCUGAUGCUUAUUGGGUUCGCUUUAAUGCGAUCCACACAAAAGAUGAAAGCCAACAUUGUUUCAGGCCCAACACUGGCCAUUGUAGUGAUAUCAUUAACGGCGCAUAUAAUCCGAGUUGUUUCGCCGAAAUUUGGCCAACUUGUAGCCGAGGAGGCUAAUCGUUAUGGCUAUUUACGUCAUAUACAUUCUCGUAUUAUAACGAAUUCUGAAGAAAUAGCCUUCUACGGUGGCCAUAAGGUAGAAUUGCAGCAACUUCGUCAAGCAUAUAACCGUUUAGUUAUUCAAAUGAACAACAUUUUUAUACAAAAACUCUGGUUUGUUAUGCUAGAACAGUUUUUCAUGAAGUACGUCUGGUCUGGGACGGGAAUGAUAAUGGUUUCGCUGCCGAUUUUGAUGUCCGGCACAUCAUUACAGAAAAAAGAUGUGAACGAUCCAAUAUCUACAGAAGUAUUGAACUCAAGCGUUAGUGAGCGAACACAAUAUCUAACUACUGCACGAAAUUUACUUAUAUCUGCGGCCGAUGCCAUUGAGCGUCUGAUGUCAUCAUAUAAAGAAAUUGUCGCAUUGGCUGGGUAUACUUAUCGAGUUGCUGGAAUGAUGCAAGUAUUUGAAGAGACCGCUCAAGGUGUUUAUCAUAAAAAUACGGUCGUUGAAAACAAUGAAAUGAAUGGCAUUAUUGAGUUCAAAGAUGGUAAGCCAAUUGCCAAGGGCCGGAUUAUCUACACAGAUACGCCUAAUGAUAUGACCAUCACAUUACGAGCUGUUCCUGUGGUCACACCUAAUUGUGAUAUUGUCGUGUCAAGUCUGACUCUUUGUAUUGAGCAAGGAAUGCAUCUCCUUAUUACUGGGCCCAAUGGCUGUGGUAAGUCCAGUCUAUUCCGUAUAUUAAGUGGUCUGUGGCCCAUUUAUGCUGGUGAACUGCAUAUACCUCGUCCUAUAGAGGAUAAACCAUGUAUGUUUUACAUCCCCCAACGUCCAUAUAUGUCAACGGGAAGUCUUUGUGACCAGAUCAUUUACCCAGACAGUCGAGAAGAUAUGUUACGCAAAGGUUUUACAGAGAAUCAGCUCAGAGGCAUUUUGAAAAUGGUCUGCUUAGAACAUAUUGCACAGCGUGAUGGUUUUAAUGCCGUACGAGAUUGGAAAGAUAUACUCUCUGGGGGAGAAAAACAGCGCAUGGCAAUAGCACGGCUUUUUUAUCACAGGCCGAAAUAUGCUUUGCUUGAUGAAUGUACCAGCGCUGUUUCCAUCGACGUGGAGAGUACAAUAUAUGAAAUUGCAAAGAGCAUGGACAUAACAUUAUUAACAAUAACACACCGUCCCACAUUAUGGAAAUUUCAUACACAUAUUCUGGAAUUCAAUGGUCAAGGUAAUUGGAGUUUUCGCCAAAUGGAACCAAAUGAGCAAUAUCUACCUUAAAUUAGAUUCUUCAGCAGCAAUCUGAGAAAAAGUAAAUAUUCUGAGAAUAUAAAAUAUAUUCGGUUCUAGCUGUUUCCUUUUAUAUAUAUAUACAUAUUUCCUUUAAAUAAAGUCUUGAGCGUGAUGUAAAAUA